This is a messenger RNA of Phascolarctos cinereus (koala), 180 nucleotides long. Its product is annotated as cytochrome c oxidase assembly protein COX14-like. Lineage: Eukaryota; Metazoa; Chordata; Mammalia; Diprotodontia; Phascolarctidae. Gene Ontology annotation, biological process: mitochondrial respiratory chain complex IV assembly. The record is from RefSeq and is a predicted model, not a curated record. Gene Ontology annotation, cellular component: mitochondrion.
AUGCCAUCAGCUAAACAAGUAGAUGACUUUGGCUACAAGGCCUCGUUUGCCUCCAUGAUGUUGCUCACCGUGUAUGGCGGCUUCCUGUGUAGUGCCCUGGCCUAUCGCUACUUUCAGCAUCGUGGUGUCUGCAUUAGGGCAGCUGAAGAACAAAAGACUCCAAACAUCCUAUGGGACUGA